AUGUUCAAUGCAGGCUCUAAUUCAUUUAAACCCAAAUAUCAGAAGCUGAAAGGCUCCCUACCAUUCCCGGCUACUUUUAAUAAAAUACUGAAUCUUAAAAAGCUGAACUUAACCACAUACGUUGCAAUUUUAUUGUUUAUUUGGUUUUUCUUGAAUCCAUUCAGUCUAGUUAGCAAUAUAUUCCGUGGAAAUUCGCUGUUAGAAUAUCCUCCGGGUCAUCCAUUAACCAGUAAGAAUACUAUCGAAACGACUUCCAAAUAUAUAUACCCACCCAUUGAGGAUGCACCAUUAUUGAAACAGCUUGGUGUCAGUAAGUUAGUUCAUGAGUCUAGAGUAAGAGAUGCAAAUGCUCCUGAGAUCGAAAAAAUUAUUGUUAGAUCAUUAAAUGCCUUUGAUGAUCCAAAUCCUGAAACCCAGAAUGUGAAGGAAGAGAACGAAAAUGCCGUCCUGAGUUUAUCCAGAGCUAAGAAUCGGUUUAAGAACCAAGAUAAAGUGGUUUAUAAACCAAAAAAUACCAAGAAUUAUCCUGAUAUUGUGAUUGUCACUGCAGUGGAUUUUGAAAAAUAUUCGGUAGAUGCUUUAACCAAAAUCGUACAGAAUAAAGUUGAUUACGCCCAUGAGCAAAACUAUGGUGUGUAUGUUCGCUGGUAUCAAGAGUUUCUUCCUGUUUUAAAUUCUAUGGAUAUUUUGAAAUCCAAGGAAAAGGCUAAAUGGAUGAGGUUAUAUUGUUUGAGAGCUGCAAUGUUUGCAUUUCCUGAAGCAAAGUGGUUUUGGUAUAUUGAUCAAGACUCAUUAAUCAUGGAUAUGUCUAUUAACUUGCAGGACUACUUAUUGUCCCCGGAAGCAUUAAAUCCAGUAAUUUUAAAAGAGCAGCCAAUUAUCCCACCCGACGGAAGAAUUAAAACUUAUCGUAACUCUAAUGCGGACUUGACUAAAUUAAUUAUAACACAAUCAGAAAAUAAAGUGGAAUCUCAUUCAUUUUUAGUUAAAAAUGAUUAUGUUGGAAGGGCUAUUAUUGAAGCAUGGGCAUUUGAAUUAUUCUCGAAGUAUGAGAACUUCCCAUUUGGACCUGAUUCUGCUUUGACACAUUUGUUACAAUGGCACCCAUUCAUUUUAAGUAAAUCAAGCAUCGUGCCUGCAAGAACAAUUGCUGCACAGCAUAGUCCAAUUGAUUUACCCGUUGAUAAGAAUGGCAAAGCAGGUGACCAUAUUCAUUACUACGACGGUGAUUUGGCAGCCUUUUGGUCUAAUUGUGGAUCUCAAGAAGAGUGUGAAAAAUUUUUAGAUCUUUAUUAUUCUAAAUUGAAGGGAAAGAAAAGUAACCAGGAUUAG
Debaryomyces hansenii CBS767 is the source of this 1332-nucleotide messenger RNA. It is a transcript of the gene MNN11, whose product is annotated as alpha-1,6-mannosyltransferase. Gene Ontology annotation, biological process: protein N-linked glycosylation. The transcript has a single exon. Gene Ontology annotation, cellular component: Golgi membrane; mannan polymerase complex. The record is from RefSeq and is a predicted model, not a curated record. Bases 1 to 1332 code for a protein of 443 amino acids. Lineage: Eukaryota; Fungi; Ascomycota; Pichiomycetes; Serinales; Debaryomycetaceae. Gene Ontology annotation, molecular function: alpha-1,6-mannosyltransferase activity.